AUGGCAGACUUUCACGGAGACUUUCAUAUUCUCCCCUAUCCCCUCCCUGCCGAACUCCAAAGGAGACAAGCCUACCGCUGCGACAGAUAUGGAAACUGCUAUGAGCGCAGCUCGUGGUACUACUGGGGCCGCUGGGUCCUCGCUGCCGUCGUAGUCGGUGUUGCGUUGCUCAUUCUCGUCAUAUUAGGUUGCAUGAGCUCUCGUCGUCGCAGAAAGCGCGGCAUGACCCCCUUUUACGGCACCGGCUGGAUGAGCAACAACCAGAAGUAUCACCCGCAACAAGGCACCUACGCCUACAACCAGAACUACAAUAGCCAACAGGGCACCUACGGCUACGGUCAGGGGUACCAGAACCCGCCCCCAGCCUACGGCCAGCAGCAACAGCCCCAGUACACCGGCACCACCUUCAAUCCCAACGAUGGCUACUACGGCGGGCACAACGAGGGCAUCCACUUGCAGCAGCCACAGCACUCGUACCAACGUGACGGGGUAUAUUCGCCUCCUGCAGGCCCGCCUCCGGGAAAGUAA
This is a messenger RNA of Colletotrichum truncatum, 528 nucleotides long. RefSeq lists its product as uncharacterized. The record is from RefSeq and is a predicted model, not a curated record. Gene Ontology annotation, cellular component: intracellular membrane-bounded organelle. Lineage: Eukaryota; Fungi; Ascomycota; Sordariomycetes; Glomerellales; Glomerellaceae. Gene Ontology annotation, biological process: vesicle-mediated transport.